This is a messenger RNA of Fraxinus pennsylvanica, 507 nucleotides long. The record is from the annotation of a GenBank genome assembly. NCBI's taxonomy places the organism in Eukaryota, Viridiplantae, Streptophyta, Magnoliopsida, Lamiales, Oleaceae.
AUGGGAGCAGGACAAGUUAAUCCAAAUGGUGCCCUUAAUCCUGGCCUCAUAUACGAUGCAACGCCCCAAGAUUACAUCAGUCAACUCUGCUCGAUGAAUUACACGCAACAACAAAUCAAGACCAUCACAAGAUCAAGCAACACUUGCUCAAAUCCGUCCUCCGACCUCAAUUACCCAUCGUUUAUAGUCUUUUACACCAAUGGAACAACGACUAAGCUGGUUCAGAAAUUCCAGAGGACCGUCACAAAUGUCGGAGACAGAGUGGCAACGUACAAGGUUAAGGUGACCGCACCAGAAGGUUCGAUUGUUAAUAUAUAUCCAACAACAUUGGUGUUUGGAGAGAGAUUUCAGAAACGGAGCUAUACUGUAACUAUAAGUUACCAGGGGAACAGUUCAGGAGAAGUUACAUUUGGUUCACUAAUUUGGGUUGAGGAUAAUGGAAAGUAUGCUGUGAGGAGUCCUAUUGUUGUGUCCCCUGUGAUUAAGACUUGGUCACCAUUUGUUUGA